UGAGCUGCUCAUCCUUUUGUCUUUGAGUGUUCCUGACCAGAUCUCAGGGUGUUUGGAGAAGCUGGCUCCCUGGCAGUUUGCCGCUGACUCUUCCAGUGUGGUGCCCUGGAGGUUUACCCUGGUUGUGUUCUCUCCCUUAGCAUACACUCACGGGACACAGCGGCAAAGUGCUGUCUGCCAAGUUCCUGCUGGACAAUGCGCGUAUUGUUUCUGGAAGUCACGACCGGACCCUCAAACUCUGGGAUCUACGCAGCAAAGUCUGCAUAAAGACGGUAUUUGCGGGAUCCAGCUGCAAUGAUAUUGUCUGCACAGAGCAGUGUGUGAUGAGUGGACAUUUUGACAAGAAAAUUCGUUUCUGGGACAUCCGAUCAGAGAGUAUUGUCCGAGAGAUGGAGCUCUUGGGAAAGAUUACUGCCCUGGACUUAAACCCAGAAAGAACUGAACUCCUCAGCUGCUCCCGAGAUGACCUGCUAAAAAUUAUUGACCUACGAAUAAAUGCUGUCAGACAGACAUUCAGCGCGCCGGGCUUCAAGUGCGGCUCCGACUGGACGAGAGUUGUGUUCAGCCCUGACGGCAGUUACGUGGCAGCAGGCUCGGCCGAGGGCUCUCUCUACAUCUGGAGCGUGCUCUCUGGGAAAGUGGAGAAGGUCCUUUCAAAGCAUCACAGCUCAGCGAUCAACGCCGUGGCCUGGUCACCUGCCGGCUCCCACGUCGUCAGCGUGGACAAAGGAAGCAAAGCUGUGCUGUGGUCAGAGUACUGAGGGCACCUCGUCAGGAGAGAGCGGAUCAGAAGCUGGAGGGGCAUGCGGGCCCCACGGCUCUGUCCUGGCAGGUGGCGCCUGGGCUGUGGCUUUGACCUCCAGAGAAGAGCCCGAGCCGUGGGGCGCAGUAGCCUGCCUGUGAGCAGAGCUCCCGAGGGUCGUGGCCGAGGUCCCGUGGCCUGAAAGAGUAACACUGAGAGAAACCUGAC
This is a messenger RNA of Physeter macrocephalus (sperm whale), 970 nucleotides long. RefSeq names its product autophagy-related protein 16-1-like. Lineage: Eukaryota; Metazoa; Chordata; Mammalia; Artiodactyla; Physeteridae. The record is from RefSeq and is a predicted model, not a curated record. The transcript has 6 exons. Gene Ontology annotation, biological process: autophagosome assembly; negative stranded viral RNA replication. Bases 324 to 761 code for a protein of 145 amino acids. Gene Ontology annotation, cellular component: autophagosome membrane. Gene Ontology annotation, molecular function: protein binding.